GAAAAUUCAAAGGUUUAAGCAUCGCUUAUCUACUCAACCAAUCAGACUGGGUUAUGGUGGUUCGGUGAUUCUCCCAUUUUGUAUUCGGUCGUUGUUAUUGUUAUAGUUCGUCGCAUGAUGAAAGAAACCAAAUUAAUUCGAUGUAUCUCAGUAACAUUAUUGAUAUGCCUGAAAAUAGUCCUCUGCAGUCAGUCACAGAAUUCCAUUUUAGUUGGAGGUUGCGCUAUUGAUUCAAAUGUGAAGGUAUGUCAGUGUACAAGAGAUGUUUUGGAAAUUCAAAGGACACGUGUCAUGCCAUUUGGGGUGUCCUGUAUAGUUUAUGAUGAUAAUGUCGAAUACAACAGAAGUUGCUAUGAUAACAGAAAUGAAGUGGUGGUCCACCGCGAAAAAAGGUUCGGUGAAUUCGCAGGAGUAGGUAGUCUUGUGGGGGGAGUGUUUGGUCCGAUCGGUAGGGCCAUUGGUGUUGCAGUUGGACUCGUUGUGGACAUAAUAUGUAUAUUCCUUUGCGGAAAACAGGAUCCCCCGCCAGAAAAUAAACCACCGUACGUUAAAACACCGGCAAGACUUCAUUCGACGAGUACGAUAAUAGCCGGCAGCGGAAAAACAAAUGCGACCGUAUCAUGGACUGUGCCAACAUUUUAUGACAAGGAAGACGCGAAGGAAUUAAAGUACAGAACAACUCCUGCGAAUUUCCGCUCCAAUGGAAUGUAUCCAGAAGGAAGUCAUGCGGUGUUCUUCGCAGCUGAGGACAGUAAAGGGCUUCCGGUGCAGACAGGUUUGCGGUUUAAAAUAAAAGUGAUCCGCUGUGGAAGUCCGCCUUGGCCGAAUACGGCAAACUAGACUGUACAAAUAGUGAUAAUCGUAAUAUAUUCGGUACGAAAUGCGCUUUGAAGUGUGACAGAGGAUAUAUAUCUCCACGUUCAAUGACACAGUGCACAAAGACUGGAACAUGGAAUCCAUCAAAAGCACUUGAUUGUAAACCUAUCAAAUGUCAACCGCUUCCGCCCAUUAAGAAUGGAAGAUCAUCAUGUCUGGAGGCCGCAUACAAUGAACCAUGUCAAGUUAGUUGCCCCCCCGGUUUCAUGUCAAAGGUGUAAGCCAUGUUAUGUGCGAU
Messenger RNA from Mya arenaria, 1114 nucleotides. RefSeq lists its product as uncharacterized. The record is from RefSeq and is a predicted model, not a curated record. The coding region runs from base 115 to 840 and encodes 241 amino acids. The transcript is spliced from 8 exons. NCBI's taxonomy places the organism in Eukaryota, Metazoa, Mollusca, Bivalvia, Myida, Myidae.